Molecule: messenger RNA, 345 nt
Organism: Epithele typhae
Lineage: Eukaryota; Fungi; Basidiomycota; Agaricomycetes; Polyporales; Epitheliaceae
Exons: 1
Coding region: 1-345 (114 amino acids)
Source: RefSeq, a predicted model, not a curated record
AUGCCUCCAAAGACUUACCCAACCCCCUCUCGCUCCACACGGACAACAAAGUCCGCCGCCGCCCCCGUCGCACUGUUUACCGAUGACCUCGCCGACAAGCUCGCCACCAAGCUCACAAUAUCGAAUGGAAAGGCGAAGGCCAACUUACCUGUCGAGCUUACUCUAGAAGAGGGCAAAGCAGGCGCGAGGCGCGCUGUGAAUGCGGCCUCCAAGAGCCUCUCCGCCGUCCUCGAGACGGGCUGGAAAACCGGCUCUGAGGCGAAGCCUACCGUCGAUGGCACCACUGCAACUUCCGUCACGAAGCACGCGGAAGGAGCUGGGGACUCUUCGGAUGUUGGAUCCUAG